AUGUCCGCCCCCAACGCCAAGGCCUUCCCGCUCGCCAACGCGCAGCUCACCAACCAGAUCCUGGAUGUUGUCCAGCAGGCGUCGCACUACAAGCAGCUUAAGAAAGGAGCAAACGAGGCUACGAAGACUCUUAACCGCGGUAUCUCUGAGAUAAUCGUCAUGGCUGGGGAUGUCGAGCCCAUCGAGAUCGUUCUCCACCUCCCCCUCCUCUGUGAGGACAAGAACGUUCCCUACGUCUUCGUUCCCUCGAAGACCGCUCUCGGCCGUGCUUGCGGUGUCUCGCGCCCUGUUAUUGCCGUUUCGAUCACGACCAACGAGGCCCGUGAGCUUAGCAGCCAGAUCCAGGCCCUCAAGAACGAGGUCGAGAAGCUCCUCAUCUAA
Molecule: messenger RNA, 381 nt
Organism: Apiotrichum porosum
Lineage: Eukaryota; Fungi; Basidiomycota; Tremellomycetes; Trichosporonales; Trichosporonaceae
Gene: SNU13
Product: RNA binding protein snu13
Exons: 4
Coding region: 1-381 (126 amino acids)
Biological process (GO): maturation of SSU-rRNA; mRNA splicing, via spliceosome; ribosome biogenesis
Cellular component (GO): nucleolus; small-subunit processome; precatalytic spliceosome
Molecular function (GO): RNA binding
Source: RefSeq, a predicted model, not a curated record